UGCUGGCUGCUCCAGCAUGACAUCAGAGUAGCCGGGAAAGGGACAGAGCGCAGGCGCCGCGGCGGACGGGAGAGGCGAGGCAGGGCGAGAGCCGGUAGGGGCAGAGCUGGCUCCGGCAUCUCCAGCAGCAGCAGCAGCGCCGCUUCUCCGCCGUGGACGCGCGCCCUUGCCCGGCCACCGACGCAGGCUGCGCCCCGCUCGGGCGGCUCCCCCUCUGCAGAGCGCCGAGAUCGCAGCCUGCCAGACGGGCCAAGGCGACCGGUCGCCCCGAGUCGACGGAGCCGCCUCCAGCCGCGCCCGCUUGCCCCCCGCCUCCGUCCUGCCCUCUCCCCGGAGCCAGGCACCAUGUCAGCGGGUGGAGACUUCGGCAACCCGCUGAGGAAAUUCAAGCUGGUCUUCCUCGGGGAGCAAAGCGUUGGGAAGACGUCGUUGAUCACAAGGUUUAUGUAUGACAGCUUUGACAACACAUACCAGGCUACAAUUGGAAUUGACUUCUUAUCUAAAACCAUGUACUUGGAAGACCGGACAGUGCGGUUGCAGCUCUGGGACACAGCCGGCCAGGAGAGAUUCCGAAGCUUGAUCCCCAGCUACAUUCGAGACUCAACAGUAGCCGUGGUGGUCUAUGACAUCACAAACCUCAACUCCUUCCAGCAGACAUCCAAAUGGAUUGAUGAUGUCAGAACAGAAAGAGGAAGUGAUGUCAUCAUCAUGUUAGUGGGCAACAAAACAGACCUUGCUGAUAAGAGCUCUUCCGACGCGUCGCCUCUGCUCUGCCAGGGAUGGAGAGUGUCCAAGAGAAGAGCAAAGAAGGGAUGAUUGACAUUAAAUUGGACAAACCACAGGAACCACCACCCAGUGAAGGCGGGUGCUCUUGUUAAUGCAAAGCGCAGGAUUCGUCAGCUCCAUUUGACACCACACGCUUGUUGUGUUGCUUCCUAUUGGUUAGCUUCCUAAUAAUAUGAAUUGAGUUAUUCAAUGGGGAGGAUUUCUUUUCUCUCUGUGUCUCUCUAGGAAAGGGAGGGGGUGGGUGGCAAGGAUCAGACUAUGUGAUUCAACCACUGAUUCUAUUUUCUUUUCUUUUUUUGGUUUAGUUGUAAUAUAUUGUACUUUAUUAAAAAUGCCAAAACAGUUCAGAAUUUUAAACAAGACACUUUAAUUGUGUGUAUACAGCUCUCAGCCAUGGGGACUUAAUAUCCUUUUUUGGGUACUUUUUUUUAAAUUGUAUAUUUGUAAACUUACAGAGAAAACCCCAAGAUUAUACAGGCUGGCUAGUUUCAGUGUUUGACAUAAAUGGUAGACAUAUCCUUGAAGUAAACUAGCCCCCAAUUAGUUGACUGAACACUAACUGUGCCAUUCACUCUCCAAUGAGAGGCCAGCAAAGCAUGCAACCACCAGUGUGCAAUGUAACAUCUGACUAGAUGGCCAUGAAAAGGUGGGGGGGGAGAGAGCUACAACUAUAGAAAUGUUAUUCAUGACAGUGGCAGUGCACCUCCAUAGUUCCCAGAUGCAUAAGGAUCUAUUGUGCAUGCACAGCUUACGAUCAUGCAUCAUGUUAUAUUUUACUAUACCAUGAGAGAUAUUCCUUUUUCAGCACUUCUGUGGGUGGAUACUUGUUUUUAAGACCUUCACUUGUGUUGCGUACCCUAUGUAUGUCAACUUUUUAAACAUCACACUAGCUAGCAUAAGCCACCACCCACAUAUACUAUGGCGUGUAUGUGAAACCAAUGGCAUUGCUGUGUAUAUGGAUGGUUGGGCCACCACAGUCAAUGAUAGCUGCUGAUUUGUAGCUAACAUUGGAUUGAAGAAAGCACUCAGAUGGUUUUGCCCAAAAGGGGGGUGGGGGGUGGCAGAAUAAAAUAAAGUUAUCCAAAGGCUCCCUCUAAGCUUAUUGUUACAAGUAGAUUUCUUUAAGGAAGCAACUCAAAAUGAUGGCCAAGAUUGAAUCAGAAAUUGUCAAUUACUGUAACUUCAAAAGGUAAUCCCCUUGGGGGGUCACCUCACUUUUAGCCAACUGUACUAUUCAUGGUGGUUGAUCAUUAUUAUGAGUGAUGAUAACUUCUGCAUGAGUGAACAAAGAGCAAAAGAGCCUGUCUCUGUAGAAAAGAAGAUUGCCUUGGCAACAAAGAUACGAUAGAUAAUGUAUUUAAUUUUUGUAACAUGUGUAUGCAUGUUUUAUAUUGAUAUAAAACAUACAUUGACACACACACACACAGCUGUGUGAAGGUGUAUGUCUACACACCCAUGCACAAUAUAGAUGCUUGGUUUCUCCCACUGUUAUAACUUUGCAACCAACAACAGUUGUGGAAAAAUACAGUUGGUGCAGUGUGUGGGUCUAGAAGGUUUUUGUUAUUGUCGGGGAAAAGUGUGAUUUGUCAUGUCUUCAAUAAAUUAAACUCAAGAUA
Molecule: messenger RNA, 2402 nt
Organism: Lacerta agilis (Sand lizard)
Lineage: Eukaryota; Metazoa; Chordata; Lepidosauria; Squamata; Lacertidae
Gene: RAB6B
Product: RAB6B, member RAS oncogene family
Exons: 7
Coding region: 346-816 (156 amino acids)
Molecular function (GO): GTP binding; GTPase activity
Source: RefSeq, a predicted model, not a curated record